Messenger RNA from Leguminivora glycinivorella, 1369 nucleotides. Its product is annotated as probable methylthioribulose-1-phosphate dehydratase. NCBI's taxonomy places the organism in Eukaryota, Metazoa, Arthropoda, Insecta, Lepidoptera, Tortricidae. The record is from RefSeq and is a predicted model, not a curated record. The transcript is spliced from 6 exons. Gene Ontology annotation, cellular component: cytoplasm. Bases 139 to 822 code for a protein of 227 amino acids. Gene Ontology annotation, molecular function: metal ion binding; methylthioribulose 1-phosphate dehydratase activity.
AGUAACCUAUUGUCGCGUUGUAAUUUUAUUGUUAUUAUUUUUUUAUUUAAUUUUUACUCAGACUGUUCGUAAUGUUUAGUCUACAUUGUUAAAUAAUAGAUAAGAUAACGUUUAGUCUGCCUCAGUAGCUGGAUAACAAUGUCAGCGUACGGACCAGAGCACCCUCGUAACCUCAUUCCAGAGCUGUGCAAUCAGUUCUAUCAUUUAGGAUGGGUGACGGGAACUGGUGGUGGCAUCUCAAUAAAAGAUGGGGAAAAGAUCUACAUAGCACCUUCUGGGGUACAGAAAGAGAGGAUGAAGUCAGAUGACCUGUUUGUGCAGACUAUCAAUGACGAAGAUCUUGAACUUCCACCGCCAGAGAAACAACUGAAGAAGAGUCAAUGCACGCCGCUCUUCAUGCUGGCGUAUAAAGAGCGCGGCGCCGGCGCCGUCAUACACACACACUCUCCCCACGCCGUGCGGUGCACACUACUCUACGACAAGGAGUUUACCAUCACGCAUCAGGAAAUGAUCAAGGGAAUCAAAGACGCUAAACUCGGACGUUUCCUGCGCUACGACGAGAAUCUAGUCGUCCCGAUCAUCGAGAACACGCCCUUCGAGCGCGACUUGGCCGGCAGUCUCGGCGAAGCUCUCAGGCAAUACCCUGGGACAAGUGCUGUGUUAGUUCGGAGGCAUGGGGUCUAUGUGUGGGGGGAUACUUGGCAACAGGCCAAGACUAUGACGGAGUGCUACGACUACCUGUUCGAAAUGGCGGUAGAGAUGAAAAAACUGGGCCUCGAUCCUGCGUUCAACCCUGAAGCCCAGAACAAACCGGUGAACUGAGGCAACUUGUGAUUGGCUACUGUAGGUAUCGUUAACAGGGGUGAAUAGGGACGAAACUUAAAAUGUAAAAAAUACUCAAAGAAUUACUUCAUUCGAAUGAGAAUAACAGUAGAUUUUGUAUCAUACGUGUAAUUUGUGAUACAAAAACAAUUGUAAGUAUAUCAAGUCAGUUAUGAUGCCAAAGAAUUUAUUGUAAUGACGCCAAGCACGAGCAAUUUGGUUGUUGAUCCGCUUUUACAUCAAUCAAUCAAGUCAAUUAACUAAAUUCAUCGUGGAUAGUGGUUAGGUAAGGGUAGGCAGGUACAAAAUAAGAAGGCUUAAGGCUAAGCGUAAGGUUGCCACCGUAUCAAACGGAAAUAAUUUCCAAUCUGCCUUGGCAUUCAAAAUGCUACUUCGGUUUUAACACACUUAAAGAUCCAUGUCUACAAGCUACUUCUAACUUUUAAUAAGUACAAAAAAAUAUGUAUGUAAGUAUUGUAUUGUUUAAAUAAAGUUUAUAAUCAAAUAAUCGCAAGACUCCACUAAUAAAUCUAUUUUUAUUACUAAA